AUGGCGCUCCUCUUCUGCUUCUGGAGUAACAGCCCCUGGAGUGACGCCGUGGCCGGUUACUGCUACCACCUCCUCUUCGCGCUUCUCACCGCCUUCCUCUUCACCUCCCACCUCCCCGAGCGCCUGGCGCCCGGCCGCUUCGACUACAUCGGACACAGCCACCAGCUCUUCCACGUCUGCGCGGUGCUGGGCACCCACUUCCAGCUGGAGGCCGUUCUCUGCGACGCGCGCUCGCGCCGGGGCUGGCUGCGGGGCCACCUGCCCAUCCCGGGGCUCCCCGGCACCUUUGGCACUGCAGGACUGGCCAUUUUGGGCAACGCUGCCAUCAUCGGCGCCUUCACCGCGGCCUUGCCCCACGCACCUGGCAGCUCCGGUGUCCCCCCAAGUGUCCCCCCGAGUGUCCCCAGCGAUGCCGGGUGCUGGAGGGACCAAUGACAAGGGGGAACAAGUGGCCGGGCUGCAGGGGCUGUGCACCCCCAGAUCUCUCCCACCCUCCAAGUGUGGCUCAGAUGCCUGGGUCCUGCUGUGGGGUGUCAUAAGAUGAGGGGGGGUGUGUCCCCCUCCCGCCCUGGUCCCUCUGCAGCCCCGUGCCUCAGUUUCCCCACCUUUUAAACACGGCUAAUGGUACUCAUCGCUGCAGGGAGGGCACUCACACUGACCUAACCCAUGUAGCAGCCCCGUGCAGAGGCCUCAGCCCCAGAGCAUGGGACCCCCAAGUCCAUGGACCACCGGCCGGUUUCUCAGCAGAUUCAGAGCAGUAACCCCGGGGA
This is a messenger RNA of Calidris pugnax (ruff), 770 nucleotides long. Its product is annotated as progestin and adipoQ receptor family member 6-like. NCBI's taxonomy places the organism in Eukaryota, Metazoa, Chordata, Aves, Charadriiformes, Scolopacidae. The record is from RefSeq and is a predicted model, not a curated record. Gene Ontology annotation, molecular function: signaling receptor activity. Gene Ontology annotation, cellular component: membrane. Bases 1 to 435 code for a protein of 144 amino acids. The transcript has 3 exons.